AUGGCAACCGUCCAAUCUCGCACGCCCGGCAAUAGCCAUCCUCCUCUUCCUUCUAUUCCUCCUCCACCGCCUCCUGAUGCUCUUCCCUCCUCUUCUGCCAACGACAGCACCACUCGUUUGAGCGCAAACAACUCGGACACUGCUUCGCGUCGAUCCUCGCUCGGAUUCUUGCGUCGUUCUAAAUCAACCGAACCGCUCUCCGAGCGCAAGAGCUCCAACGGCAAAAUCAGCAGGAAAAUGAAAGAACAGAUGAGAGAAGAGGAGCUGCGUCGUCAGCGCGAAUCGAUUCCUAAACAAGCCCCUCGUCUCCCUGAUCUCGCACCCGCUCCGAGAAUGCAGACCUUUGGUGGAGAGGAACAAGUCGCUAAUAUGCCUGCACCAGCCACUGAGAGUCGAGCAAGCUCCGCCCAUCUCAGCAUGCCGCCGCCGGCAAUCGAUCCUUACGCACGAACUGAGAGCAUGACUCAUCGUGGUCGUUAUAGCUAUGCCAGCAGUGCGGUCAGCACCAUCAAUAGCCCCCGCAGACUGCGACGACGCAAGGACCCUACCCCUUACAAUCUCCUGGUUGUUGGCGCUAAGAACAGCGGAAAGACAUCGUUUCUCAACUUCUUGCGCAAGUCGCUUGCGCUCCCUCCAAACAAACUUCCCAUCCGCUCUUCCGAAGAUAUCUUAGAGGAAAUCAACUCGUCAUCCAACCCCAACUUUAUAUCGCACUAUCUGGAAACCGAAAUCGAGGGCGAGCGGGUUGGCCUUACACUAUGGGAUUCCGAAGGCUUGGACAAAAAUGUCGUCGAUCUGCAGUUGCGUGACAUCACCGCUUUCUUGGAGAGCAAAUUCGAGGACACUUUGAUGGAGGAGAUGAAAGUCGUGCGCUCUCCCGGUGCUCGCGACACUCACAUUCACUGCGUUUUUUGGAUUCUCGAUCCUGUCCGCUUGGACUCCAACCUUGCCGCAGCUCAGAAAGCUGCCGGACAAGCUGACGGCAAAUACACCAACGCAUCGCGCGUCGUUGGUAUCCUUGACGAGGAUAUUGAUCUCCAAUUUCUUCGCGUGAUGCAGGGCAAGACAGCCGUUGUACCUGUCAUCAGCAAAGCUGACACCAUCACCACUGCGCACAUGGCGUACUUGAAGAAGGCGGUUUGGGAUAGCUUAAAGCAGGCCAGAAUCGACCCAUUGGAAGUUCUCAUAUUGGAAGAGGCAGAGGAGGAGGAGGAGGGGGAGGAGGAGGAAGAUUCAGAAGCUGCUACUGACGAAGAUGAAAACUCGGAUGUCACGCCAGUUGCAGAAGAUGAAACAUCCGAGGACAAAGCCGAAGCUGAGACAGAUGAAGACGCCGAGGUACAAGAGAAAGCCCCCAAAGCGUCGCCCACACGAAGCCACAAGUCAAAUAACUCGAUCUCAAUUACUUCCACCACUGAUACGCCCUUCAUCCCUCUCUCUAUCCUGUCACCAGACCCUCAUUCUUUGGAUACGCCAAACCUGCCCGUCGGUCGACACUUCCCAUGGGGUUACGCCGACCCUUAUAACCCGGAGCAUUGCGAUUUCGUGAAACUCAAGGAGUCGGUCUUUAGGGACUGGCGUGCCGAGCUGCGCGAAGCCAGCCGCGAGGUUUGCUACGAACGUUGGCGCACAAGUCGGUUGAAUAUAAAACAGGAUGCUCCGAGAAAGCCUAACCAUGGCGGACGUUAUGGACCUCCGCCAUCGAAAAGCGGUCGCACAACUCGAUAG
Talaromyces marneffei is the source of this 1728-nucleotide messenger RNA. RefSeq lists its product as uncharacterized. The coding region runs from base 1 to 1728 and encodes 575 amino acids. Gene Ontology annotation, cellular component: cell division site; microtubule cytoskeleton; septin ring. Gene Ontology annotation, biological process: cytoskeleton-dependent cytokinesis. NCBI's taxonomy places the organism in Eukaryota, Fungi, Ascomycota, Eurotiomycetes, Eurotiales, Trichocomaceae. The transcript is spliced from 2 exons. Gene Ontology annotation, molecular function: GTP binding; molecular adaptor activity; GTPase activity. The record is from RefSeq and is a predicted model, not a curated record.